AUGCGUGCACCGUCUUUGCUUGCGCAAUGCUUGCCCGGUUUGUUGCCUCAGGACCGAGGGGGUGUGUCUGCAAUAUCAGAGAAGGAUUUGCAGAUUCCAACACCAGCUGUUGAGAUCAUACCUUCCAAGACAGCAGCUCAUCACAGGUAUUCAGGGGAGAAUCUAGAUGUGCUCGGUUUACAAGUUUUCAAGGGAAAAGUAAGUGUUGCUGAUAUCAUCGGGCUUGCUGGUUCAGAAACUGCUCCUCUAAAAUACGAAGGUUCUCUGAAAAGUUGGGAAAGCUCUAUCGUUCUUGUUAAAGUCCUUAAAAACGAAAUCCGCGAUGGACAAUUAAGCUUCAGGGGCAAAAGGGUCCUUGAGCUAGGUUGCAAUUAUGGAGUUCCUGGGAUAUUUGCCUGCUUGAAAGGUGCUUCCUUAGUCCACUUUCAAGACCUCAACGCAGAAACAAUAAGAUGCACAACCAUCCCAAACGUUCUUGCAAACCUAGAUCAAGCUCGGGACAGGCAAAUCCGUCAGCCAGAAAGCCCACUUACACCGUCAAGACAAGCUGUCUCUGCAUCUGUCCAUUUCUAUGCAGGAGAAUGGGAGGAGCUCCCGACCGUUCUAUCAAUCAUAAGAGCCGAUGUCCUUGAACCAGCUAACCAGGGAAUGAGCUUGAGUUUCUCAGAGGAAGAUUUCAUGGAUGGAUGUAGCAGCCAAGACGGAAGCAUUACAGGACAACAAGAUUUCUCCUCGAGGCGAUCAAGGAAGCUCUCGGGAAGCAGAGCGUGGGAAAGAGCCAACGAGACUGAUCAAGGAGGAGAAUGCGGAUAUGAUGUUAUACUAAUGACCGAAAUCCCUUACUCGGUUACAUCUCUGAAGAAACUAUAUUCUCUCAUAAAGAAGUGCCUGAGACCGCCAUACGGUGUGGUGUAUUUGGCUGCGAAGAAGCAGUAUGUGGGAUUCAACGGUGGAGCAAAACAUUUGAGGAAUUUGGUCGACGAGGAAAGUAUCUUAGGAGCUCAUUUGGUUAAAGAAACUACGGACAGAGACAUUUGGAAGUUCUUCCUCAAGUAG
Arabis nemorensis is the source of this 1056-nucleotide messenger RNA. Lineage: Eukaryota; Viridiplantae; Streptophyta; Magnoliopsida; Brassicales; Brassicaceae. The record is from the annotation of a GenBank genome assembly.